Molecule: messenger RNA, 3121 nt
Organism: Hypoxylon fragiforme
Lineage: Eukaryota; Fungi; Ascomycota; Sordariomycetes; Xylariales; Hypoxylaceae
Product: WD40 repeat-like protein
Exons: 2
Coding region: 85-2988 (967 amino acids)
Biological process (GO): maturation of SSU-rRNA
Cellular component (GO): small-subunit processome; Pwp2p-containing subcomplex of 90S preribosome
Molecular function (GO): snoRNA binding; protein binding
Source: RefSeq, a predicted model, not a curated record
CCUUCAUUGUCAAAGGAAAAAAAAAGUUCAAGAAAUAAAAUAAAAUAAAACUGAAAUCUUUAAUGGUUCAAACCGGUCGCAACCAUGGUCAAGUCCUACUUAAAGUACGAGUACUCAAAAUCGUUUGGUCUCGUUACAUCCAGUACCUCAAAUAUCCUUUGGACCCAGCAGAAUCUCUCGAGUACCGGUGCCGGCCAAGCCAUUGUCGCAGCGAAUGAAGAGCUUCUAUGUUGGGAUAUCAAGACCGGAGAUAUAGUUGAACGGUGGAGAGAUGAGAAAUCUUCUGCACAGGUGACUGCCAUCGCCCAGAGCAAAAUCAACGAGGAUCUGUUCGCUGCUGGUUACGAAGAUGGUAGCAUUCGAUUAUGGCGGAGCAAGGACCCGAGUCCCUUCAUCACUUUCAAUGGGCAUCGCUCGGCAAUCACCACCCUGACCUUCGACCGAUCUGGUGUCCGACUUGCGAGUGGUUCGAGAGAUACUAAUGUGAUUGUAUGGGAUCUUGUCGCAGAAGUCGGCCAAUUCAAACUUCGCGGCCAUAAAGAUCAAAUUACCGGCCUACAAUUCGUGGAGCCGCAAGAAGAGGUCGUUGAAGGGGAUGAUUCUGAAGCUAUGGUUCUCGAAAAUACCGGCGACUCUUCUUCCGAAGGCUUCCUACUCACCACUGGAAAGGAUGCACUGAUUAAACUCUGGGAUCUGGGGUCGAGGCACUGCAUCGAAACCCAUAUAGCACAGACAAAUGGCGAAUGUUGGGCAUUAGGGCUCUCUCCAGAUUAUAGUGGGUGCAUAACAGCAGGAAAUGCUGGCGAGCUCAAGGUCUGGGCUCUUGAUGCUGCUGCGCUAGCCGCGUCGAGACAACAGGUCGAUAUGUCUGCCAACAUACAGUAUUUACGAGACCGAGGGACCCUAUUCCGACACGGAAAGGACAAAGCUACCGAAGUUGUCUUCCACGGUCGUCGAGACUAUUUCGCCGUACACGGAUCGGAAAAGUCUGUCGAGAUAUGGAGGAUACGUAAUGAAGCUGAGAUCAAGAAGAGCUUGGCGAGAAAGAGGAAGAGGAGACGGGAGAAGCUUGCCCAGAAGAAGGAGAGUAGUGACAUGCAGGUUGAUGGAGAGGAAGAUCAAGAGGAAGACAUUAGCAAAGCCGAUAUAACUGAUGCUUUCGCCCAGCACGUGAUUAUUCGAACUGGUGGAAAGGUAAGGUCAGUCGACUGGGCUGAGACCCACGGCAAGAAGAAGAUUCAACUAUUGGUCGGCACGACAAAUAACCAGCUGGAGCUAUACAACAUGCCCCUGAAAGAGAAGAGCGGGAAGUCAAAGCAACAAGACGUUCCCGACUACGAGAGAGCACUGUCGAUCGAAAUGCCUGGCCACCGAGCGGAUAUCCGAUCGCUCUCCCUGAGCUCCGACGACAGGUGGCUUGCUUCAGCAUCUAACGGAAGCCUCAAGAUCUGGUCUAUGUUGACACAGAAGUGUGGCAAAACAUUGGAGUGUGGGUAUGCCUUGUGUUGUGCAUUCUUACCCGGAGACAAGCUCGUCGUUAUUGGUACCAAAACCGGCGAGAUUGAGUUAUUCGAGGUGGCAACAGGGACUCUGUUGGAUAGUGUUACGGCUCAUGAGGGGGCGAUUUGGUCUUUGCAGAUACACCCGGAUGGUAGAUCCAUUGUGUCUGGAAGUGCCGACAAGUCGGCCAAAUUCUGGAAAGUCCAGGUUAUUCAAGAAGAGGUUCUUGGGACUACCCGAACCGCUUCGCGCUUAAAGCUGUCACAUUCACGAACCUUGAAGGUCUCGGAUGAUAUUUUGAGUCUCAAGUUUUCUCCCGACGCCAAACUCAUUGCCGUUGCCUUGCUGGAUAGUACAGUGAAGGUGUUCUUCGUGGAUUCCUUAAAGUUGUAUCUGAAUCUCUACGGCCAUAAACUACCAGUAUUGGACAUGGACAUCUCGUACGACAGCAAGUUGAUCGUUACCUGCUCAGCGGACAAGAACAUCAGGAUAUGGGGGUUGGACUUUGGUGAUUGCCAUAAAGCGCUGCUGGCGCAUCAGGACAGUAUUUUACAAGUCAAAUUCGUCCCGAAUAAUCGUGAAGGAAACGGCCAUCACUUCUUCAGCGCAAGCAAAGAUCGAACAAUCAAAUACUGGGAUGGUGACAAGUUCGAGCAAAUACAACGACUCGAUGGUCACCACGGGGAGAUAUGGGCACUGGCAAUCAGCCAAAGCACCGAGCCCCCGUUUAUUGUCAGCGCUAGCCACGACAAGAGCAUCCGAACCUGGAAUGAGACAGAUGAGCAGAUCUUUUUGGAGGAAGAAAGGGAAAAAGAGAUCGAGGAGUUAUACGAGAGCACAUUGACGCACUCCCUCGAGCAAGAUCUCGACGGGGAAGACGAAAAGGGAGAAGUAGGGACGGCAACGAAACAAACGUCAGAAACGUUAAAUCACGGUGAACGGAUAGCAGAGGCGCUGGAACUCGGCAUGGCCGACUUGCACGUAAUGCAGGAAUGGGAAGAGGCCAAGGCAGCCAACCCGAACGUGGCACCGCCUCAGCGGAACUUGAUGUUCAUGGCCCAUGGCGGUAUUAGCGCCGAGGAAUACGUUAUGAAGGUGCUCCAAAAACCGGCAGCGUCAGCACUGAAUGAUGCAUUACUCGUUCUGCCAUUCGCUUCGGUCCCUAUGCUCUUCACGUUCCUCAACUUGUUUGCGAUGCGAUCAAUGAACAUCCCCCUGACUUGCAGAGUCUUGUUCUUCAUGCUCAAGACUCACCAUCGGCAGAUAGUGGGUAGCAGAACGAUGCGGGUUAUGUUGGACGGAAUCAGAUCAAACUUGCGGAAAUCUCUGCAGAGGCAGAAAGACGAGAUGGGAUACAACAUAGCGGCGCUCAAGAUAGCAGGGAUGCAGAUUCAGGAUAAGGGAAUCAAGGAAUAUGUGGAUGAGAAUUGGGAUGAUGGUACAGAUGCCCAGAAGGUUAAGAAACGAGCCUUUGUGCACGUUGCUUAAAUAGUUAACUAUACCUAUUUGAUGUACUUUUAUAGGCUUAAGGUCAUUUAACUGCAUAUUGAUGUACCUGGGAUAGGUGUUUCGAUGGUAAAUAGAAAAAAGCAAGCAGAUUAUAUAUCAAUGUUAUUUCUAA